AUGAGGAAGGUCUCACCUUUGAGGGAGUAUUUCCAGUCAGGGUAUGAUGCCGGUGAUAUCUUCGAAAAUGAGGAAUAUUCAUUUGAUGAGGAGCUUUGGUGCUGGCGUCAUGAGCACUUGGGAAUUCUGGUUUGGGCAGAUCCCUUAGAUCUCAGAGAUGCGGAUGAUGCAAAAGAACCAGGGGAGGUAUACUUCCAUUACACUUCUUUGCUAGCCUUCCGAAACAUCACCAAUGAGGCCAAAGAGAAGGUCGAAGUUUGGGCCUCUCUGAUCACCUCAGGAGAAAAAGCAAACGCCUGGUGGGGCAAGGGGAUCUACACUGUCCCCAAGCCACCGGAUGAAUGGGCAAGCACCGAAUUGCUCCUGGACAAUAACUACAGGAGUAUGAUGAGACGUGACAGGGAAGCCAGAGGUGAUCAGUAUGUGAAUGAAGAAUACCCGAAACGGGUUCAAUGUUGCAUCCCCAUCGUCGUGCAUCCUGACAAUGCCUUCGAUGUGUCGGUGCGGCAAACUCCUGAGAUGCGCAGGGAGAACAAGCCUCCGGGCACGAACCUGGCGAAUGUCGAGCUGAACCCGCCGGGCGAGACACGCCACAGAACCUGCGUGGUCAUUCGCAACGGAGGCAGGAUUCGUCGACUUCGCAGCAGUUUAAAAGACAAUCACUUGCAUGCGCAAGGUGAUCUUUUGACCCGAGCACUCAGGCGAGCCAGACAAGUUGCCACGAAACAUGGUCUGCAGAAUGAUGAGAGCAUCAGGGCUCUUUUGCGUGUUGCCAUCAUUUACAGCCAGCAAAGCCAACAUGCCAAAGCCAAACAGAUACUAGAGGUCGUGGUGGAGUACAGGAGAAAAAUGCUUGGUGAGCAAGAUCUUUCGACACUUCGGCAGCGCUCCAGGUUGGCGGCAGUCCUCAUGAACUUGGGCAAGUUCAGACAGGCAAGGGUAGCUUGA
This is a messenger RNA of Durusdinium trenchii, 948 nucleotides long. The record is from the annotation of a GenBank genome assembly. NCBI's taxonomy places the organism in Eukaryota, Dinophyceae, Suessiales, Symbiodiniaceae.